AUGGAGGCUGCACGAGAAAAGAGCCAACGCCAUUAUGCCAAACAUAGAGAUGAUAUUUUACAAAGGCGGAAGGAUCUUCGUACAUGCAUAAAGAAACGUGACAAUGAAGCAGAGGUGUUAUCCAAAGAAAUCUUGAGAGCUGUGAAGAAAGCGUUGCAUGGGUGUGAUGACGAUGAGUCUGAACCGGACACCGAUGAUUCCAGUGACAAUGACGAGAUUGACACACUAUCAGAUCUUCCAAGUUGCUUACUCGCUAUCAAAAACGCCAAGGACAACAUGCUCAAGUUGAUUGGUGCUGACCCAUGCGAGUUCGCUAAGGACGAACUGACCAAGUAUGUCAAGAGCAUCCCAGAUGAUUGCAAGACUAAGGGUGAUGUCUCAAUCAUUGCAAAUUCAGUGGCCGAGAUCGAAAAACUACUCAAACGUGUUAUCCCUGCGCAAGACCAGAUCCUCAAUUUCUGUGGAAUCUCACCUGAGUGGCACGCUGCAGACUCAGUCUCGCAAUUCCUGAGGACUACUGUUGUGUAUUUGGAGGAUAUUCAGAUCCUUGGAAUGUCCGGAGGAGUUGCGGAGCUUACAACGGCACACUUGUUGGGAGAGCUAAUGUAUCAGAAGGAGUCAAAUACGAAUAUGGCACCCUGGAAAUGGACCUCUCCCGAACAGGAGGAAUGGCUGAGUCCAUGGUAUGAGAAGUACCGUGCGAAGCAAUCAGACAAAGCUAAAAACUGGGCGAAUUUCUUUACCGACUUGUUGGGAGAAUGGCUUGAACUAUUCCCGGAGCCAAGGCCAGCUACACUGCCCCUCAUUGGGCCCCUGACCAGGGAUGAGAUCAUCAUCAUGGAUCAGGCUGAAGCUGACAGAAAAAAGAAAUUAGAAAACUGUUUCAAAAACAGCCUCGGGGCUACAAAGACAGGUCGGCAAGCGAAGGCCAAGGCUGCGAAUGUCUUCCAUGCGGUACUGAAGAGUGUUACCGAAGGCGAAAAGCCCACGCGUUCCCUUCAGGAAGUCGAGGCGUAUUCCAAACUGUACUACCAGAGGUGCGUAAAAUCGAUAGUCGACAACAAACUAAAGGCAGCGGCUGAAUUACUGCAAGCCGAAAAUAAGGCACUUACAAAUGGAAUGCAUGUUGCCAUUGUCAAAAAGGAGACAGCAAAUCUCUACGAAGUAGAAACCAACGAGGUUAAGGCGGAGGUGCAGAGGUACAUUGAGGAUGCAAAGAUGCGCAAAGAUAACGAGAAGGACAGAAUGUGGUCGGAAGACGAUUAUGCAAAAAAUCUGGAAAAACUUGCUGCUAUGGUUAAUAAGUUUUUGAAGGGACUUGCAGACGCGACAGGCUUCUCGUUCUCCCUCCUGGCAGGUGGCCCUUCUCCAGAGCUCAGUGGAUUGAUUGAUGUCUACAGGCAAGUCAACUAUGCUGAUCUGUGGGAUCCAGCGCUCACUUUUGGGAUGAAGUUUUCAUAUGCUGCAGCGAGUUUAAAGGCAAGGAUAGGGGGUGUAGAAGAUCUGAAUGAUGAUGAUGAUGGCGGCAAUCCUUCAUCGAGUGGUGUCGAGUUAGGAAAUUGA
This is a messenger RNA of Suillus subalutaceus, 1563 nucleotides long. RefSeq lists its product as uncharacterized. The transcript is spliced from 8 exons. Bases 1 to 1563 code for a protein of 520 amino acids. The record is from RefSeq and is a predicted model, not a curated record. NCBI's taxonomy places the organism in Eukaryota, Fungi, Basidiomycota, Agaricomycetes, Boletales, Suillaceae.